AAAAAAACUUUUCAUCGUCUUGUACCGGCGGUUUCGGCGGGCCUCACCCGGCUUCCUCACUUCCCGGAUUCUCCUCUCGAUUGCGUCCCCGCCUCACCUGCUCCCCCUGCCGUCCACGCGACGCUCACGGUCGCCUUCGGUCGCCCUCGGCCUCGGCCUCCCCGCCGCCCGAGAUGGCUUCGGCCCCCGAUCCUUCUUACGGCGAACUCUGACCUCGAGCCGCGCGGCCUCGGGCGGCGGACCUCGCCGCUGCAGUAGUUGAUGUUGCCCGCAAGAGCUGGAAAAAGGAACAUGUCUUUCGCGGGUUGAGCUUUGUGCAGCGGUGUACUUUCCCAAUCACCAUUAGUAAGGUGAUACUUUGGUAUUCUUGCUAACUUCAGGUAAUGGUCAAUAUGAGGGACAAUGAGUCAUCAAAUGAAGCACAAUUGGAUGAGCCUUUAGGGAGAGUGCCAAUACUUUCCUAUGGUUCUGGGCAUAUGCUUAAUGACAUCACAGCAUCUUGUUGGUUUACCUAUUUGCUGGUGUUCUUGACGGAUGUCGGACUUAGUCCACGUGAUGCUGCUGUUGUCAUGCUUUCUGGACAAUUGGCGGAUGGAUGCGCAACAAUCUUUGUUGGGGAAUUGAUCGAUCGUUUGGGACAUUUCAAACUGUGGCAUGCAGGAGGGUCUAUUUUAGUGGCAAUUUCCUUCUCAUCUGUGUUUGGUAGCUGCUUGCCUUGCAAACUUACGGGAACAAGUUCAUCUACUCUGGAGACUGUUGGAUACAGCACAUUUGCCGCUAUUUUUAAUGUUGGUUGGGCAGUUACUCAAGUCGCUCACAUGUCAAUGGUGAACUGCAUGACAUCAAACCCGACUAGCCGGGUUUCACUUGUAAGCUGUCGUAAUGCCUUCACAAUGGUUGCAAAUCUUAGCCUUUAUGGCAUUGCUUUGCUGAUAUUUACUCUAUUGCAGUCAGUGAAUGUAAUAGUUCAGUAUCGGUGGAUUGCUUAUAUGUCCAUUUCCCUCGGAUGUUGUUUUGUUGCCAUCUUCAUAUUUGGAACAAAAGAGCCAGGGUCAAAUCAGCAUUGUGAGGAUAAAAGCCUUUCCAGAAUUUCUUGGGCCUACUGGUUCAAGAAAGUAUUGUACUAUCAAGUUGCUCUAGUCUAUACUCUUACUAGAUUGGUGACCAAUGUUUCACAGGCACUUCUUGCUUUGUACGUGAUAAAUGAUUUAGAAAUGCACCAAUCCUCCAAAGCAUUGGUACCUGCUAUUAUCUACAUCAGCAGCUUGACAGCAUCUGUGAUAUUACAGGAGACUACAUGGUCAAGUUGGCGUCUCAAGAUUUACUUUUCAGCUGGAGCAGUGCUUUGGAUAUUGUCAGGUCUUGCAAUUGUUCUUCUACCAAGCAGAAUGCACAACCUGAUGUAUGCCAUUUCAAUCAUAAUAGGAGCUGCCAAUGCUCUUAUGGUAGUGACAAGUAUCAGCAUGGAAGGUAUUUUAGUAGGAGAAGAUCUAAAUGGUUGUGCUUUUGUGUAUGGAUCAUUAAGUUUUGCUGAUAAAGUUUCAUGUGGGCUAGUUCUGUUUAUACUCGAGUCCUAUCAAGGAAGUACCAAGAUGAGGAAUUUAGGAAUGGUAUUUGGCUAUUCAGUUACAAGACUUGGCUUGGGAUUAGUUCCAGCUGCCUGUUCAUUGCUUUCAGCGCUAGUCGCUUAUACUAUGGACCUCCCUGAUACUCGGCGAAGACCUUUGGUGGAGCCUCUUCUAGCAUGACUUUGAUGGUGACACUUGUACAGUUCCACUGUAAACUUUUAGUCAUCACUUGUAGGCAAUGGCAUGUGAUGGAUGAAUCCACUGCUGGAGCCUGGAGCUACUAACAACCUUAUAGAUCUAAGGAGGAAUCGAGCUCACAUACUGGUCCAAUUGAUUUUGACUUCAUAUGGUCUGAAUAAGUUAUAGAAAAGAGAAAAUGUACUCAGCAAGGUGUUGACUAUAUGGAUCAAAAGUAGCAUAGGAGCUGGAAGACUGCUGUCGAUCAUACUGAACUGCGUAAAUUAAUCGGCAAUUCCCUUGUUGUAAAUGUAACCUAGCCACAUUGUUCAGGACAGUACAUAGCUUGUAUGUUAAUUCAUUCUGAAUGCAACUGAACUGCCACGUAGGCACAUAUAGUCAUUGGCAAGGAAUGUUUACUCAGGUCCUUGUUUUAUAGGAUUGUGAUUUCACUAUAAACGAUCGUGGGUGUAUAGAUAACAUCAUGAUUAAUCCAGUGAAACGUUUCAUAUUGA
This is a messenger RNA of Phragmites australis (common reed), 2260 nucleotides long. RefSeq lists its product as uncharacterized. NCBI's taxonomy places the organism in Eukaryota, Viridiplantae, Streptophyta, Magnoliopsida, Poales, Poaceae. Bases 384 to 1748 code for a protein of 454 amino acids. The transcript is spliced from 14 exons. Gene Ontology annotation, molecular function: symporter activity. Gene Ontology annotation, biological process: carbohydrate transport. The record is from RefSeq and is a predicted model, not a curated record. Gene Ontology annotation, cellular component: membrane.